Lolium rigidum is the source of this 2257-nucleotide messenger RNA. RefSeq names its product pentatricopeptide repeat-containing protein At1g80270, mitochondrial-like. The record is from RefSeq and is a predicted model, not a curated record. Gene Ontology annotation, cellular component: mitochondrion. NCBI's taxonomy places the organism in Eukaryota, Viridiplantae, Streptophyta, Magnoliopsida, Poales, Poaceae. The coding region runs from base 125 to 1969 and encodes 614 amino acids. The transcript has 3 exons. Gene Ontology annotation, molecular function: protein binding.
CCCCUCUCCCCCUCCCAAAAGCCUCUUCCGCUAGGGUUUAGCCGCCGUCUGCUUCUUUCCCCGCACCGCCGCCUCAUCCUUGCACUCCGCCGCCGGGAGCUUAGGAAUCCCCCGCGCCGCCGCCAUGUGGGCGCUCCGCAGAGCCGGCAACCCCCUCAGGGUCAGUGCCCGCCAAGUUGCAAGUGUCCGUGGUUGCGCAAGUCUCGAGGUACUCCUAAGUGCAGACGCAAAGACUGCAGAAGAGCACUGUGGGCAGUGUUGCCAGAAAUCGUGUUGCUGCCGUCAGCCAAAGCCAUCAGCCUCCCGUUCAUCUUUCUCAUCUGGCUGGUCCAUGUGGGGCAGGAGCUUCUCUUCUCAGGCUGGGGCAAAUUCUGGUGACAAAGAUGAUGGUUUGGAGGACGGGUUUUCUGAUUUGGAGGUCCCACCAGAAGCUGAUAAAAAGGAAGAAGUAGAGUCAACAUCUGAAGAGAGUUCUGAUGAGGAUGCUGUAGAUGAAAUCGACUCGUUAGGAGUUGAUGCUGAUGCCAAACCCGAGAAGGAGACAGUGAAGAGGGCCUCCCAGAGCCCCCUUCUCAAAGUCUUGUUGGAAGCUCCAAGGAAUGAUGUCGCUGCCUCACUGAAGAAAUGGGUUGAUGCUGGCAAUACAUUUGAUAGAAGUGAUAUCUUUUAUGUCAUUUUGAACCUUCGGAAACGGAGGUUCUACGCCAAAGCAUUGCAGCUCCUGGAAUGGCUUGAAGAAUCCAAACAAAUUGAUCUUGUAGAACGUGAUUAUGCUUCACGCCUUGAUCUGAUGGCUAAAGUCAAUGGUGUUUACAGAGCUGAAAAGUAUAUUGACAAUAUUCCUGCAUCUCUCAGGGGUGAGGUUGUAUACAGAACUCUUUUAGCUAAUUGUGUGGCCGAAGUGAAUGUCAAAAAGGCAGAAGAAGUCUUCAAUAAGAUGAAGGAUCUGGGAUUCCCAGUCACAGUAUUUGCUAUCAAUCAGCUUCUGCUGCUGUACAAAAGGGUGGACAAGAAGAAGAUUGCUGAUGUUCUCGCAAUGAUGGAAAAGGAGAAUGUGAAACCAUCCCUCUUCACUUACAAGCUCCUUGUAGACACUAAAGGCGCUUCAAGAGAUUUUGAAGGUAUGGAAAAAGUUGUUGAGUCGAUGCAAGCAGAUGGUAUUGAGCCAGAUAUUCUGUUACAAGCCACACUUGCAAAGCACUACAUAUUUGGUGGUCACCGUGAGAAAGCUGAACCAAUUUUGGAGUUAAUGGAGGGUGAUGAUAUCAAGGCAAACCGCAAUGCUUGCCAGGUUGUAUUACCUCUGUAUGGCUUCCUUGGAAAAAAGGACGAUGUCGAGAGGAUUUGGCAGGUUUGCGAGGCUAAUCCUCGUCUAGAAGAGUGCUUAUCUGCUAUAGAUGCUUUUGGUAGGCUUGGGGAUGUUGAAAAGGCUGAGAAGGUCUUUGAGGAUAUGUUUGUAAAAUGGAAAUCACUCUCUCCCAAAUUCUACAAUGCUCUGAUUAGGGUGUAUGCCAAUCAAAACCUUUUGGACAAGGGCAAGGAGCUAUUGAAGCGAAUGGAUGAGAAUGGUGUCAAAAUAGGGGUGUCAACAUUGGAUUCGCUUGUGAAGCUCUAUGUGGACGCUGGAGAGGUGGAUAAAGCUGAAUCCGUACUGUACAAGCUGUCUCAGAAAAACAGGAUGAAGCCUCAGUACAGCUCAUAUCUGAUGUUGCUUGAUAGUUAUUCGAAGAAAGGAGACGUCCACAAUUCGGAGAAGGUGUUCAACAAGUUGCGGCAGAUGGGUUACAGUGGGAGGAUUAGGCAGUACCAGUUGCUGCUUCAUGCAUAUUUGCACGCAAAGGCCCCUCCCUAUGGAUUUAGAGAGAGGAUGAAGGCUGAUAACAUUUUCCCCAACAGUGUCAUGGCAACUUUACUUGCUGCUACUGAUCCAUUCAACCAGAAGAAGACAAUAUCUGACAUGCUCGACUAGGAUAUGGGAUACAGCUAGUUUCAUCUUGUCGCCAUGCAAUGCUGCUUAUGGGUUUCUAUUAGAAUAUAUGAUGAGAUAAUAAUGUCUUGGUCAUGUAACGAACUACUAGUGUUUGUUUUGCAUCUGGGUUGUCAUGCAAUACUGAACUUCCUGCCAGGAAUAGAUAUUGAAGCAACUGCCCUAGAAUCUUAUUUAUGUCAAUCCUUAAAUUAUGUCCUUUUCUCCUACUGGACAGCAACCUUUGAAAAUAUAUAUUGAAGCUGCUGCCCUGGAAUCUUAUUUGUGUUA